This is a messenger RNA of Besnoitia besnoiti, 1689 nucleotides long. Its product is annotated as zinc finger, C3HC4 type (RING finger) domain-containing protein. The coding region runs from base 1 to 1689 and encodes 562 amino acids. Lineage: Eukaryota; Apicomplexa; Conoidasida; Eucoccidiorida; Sarcocystidae. The record is from RefSeq and is a predicted model, not a curated record. The transcript has 8 exons.
AUGGCGUGCCUCGUGUUCCUGCGGUCUUCGGUAGAUGCCGUGUGCCGCACUGUGAGAGCAACCGCUGAGUCUUUGAGCGGACUCCUGCUAGGAACAGAGGAAGAUGCAGUCAUGAACAGAGAUCCCAUCAUGGAGGUUGUCUCCCAAAAUCCUCAAGAGGCGAUUCGAUUUAUCAAGCUCGUGAUGCUCUUUGGAGCCACAACUGGCGUGCUGGUAUCCGUCCCCUGCAUCAUCUACCUGGUUUUGUACUGGGAUGAAUGCAAAUGUAACAAGCCUUUGCAAUGGUGGGUCCUGGUCUUCAGCGCGCUGCAAGUCUCGCAAGUCCCGGUCAGGUACCUUUUCUUCUUUCAUCUCCACGCCGCCCCCGACAACCGACUCGCGAUCAUUAACACGACUCGCACACUAACUGGCGGACGAGGAUGGAAAUGCAGCAAAUUCGUUUCCAUCCUCAGUUACGGCUGGUUUAUUCUCGGAGUCGUGUGGGUGUUCAACACGCACGAGUGCGCGGAGGCCCCGGGGCUGUGGAAGCUGACUGUUUCUGCCAUCGUCAUCUCGAUGCUGCGUCUGGUGACUACAUUCGUCUGCUUCUGGAUCUCGUUUCCGCCGAACGCGGGCGGCGUUCAAAAUACAGACCGACUGCGCCGCGCGGCGACUCCCGAGCAAAUCGCGAAGCUCCCGCUGCUCACCUACGCGGAAAAAAAGGCGCAGCUGAGGGUUCGCGCGCGCCAGAACAAGAAUGCCCUCGGGGGGGUUGAAAAAGAAGCGCCGCCAACGGAAAAGGGUCGAAACGCCUGCGGAGAGACCUCGGCGAAACAGGGACUCAAUAGUCACCAGGGCGCAGAACGAAGCGGCGGAAACAACGAAAGAAACGAACAGAAUCAAACCCACGGCGAGGCAAAGACCGGCGAUCCUGAACGGGGGGAAGUCUUGCGGAGCUUGACGGCGGCCGCCAAAGAUGAAAGACGCAGCGAGACGGGACUGUCGCAGGGGCGUGGCAGUACAGAGAUACGCGCCAGGCUGGCUUGUUCCCUCCAGGACUCUGAGCACAGGCCGUCUCAGAUGCCUCUCUCGGCGUCCCGGUCUUCGUCAUCUCGACUUCGCCACUCCUCCUCCCCCACGUCGAUUUCGCGAACGUCGAGUUGCCCUGUCGGCGCGUCGGAGAGUCCUUCUGUGGGUUUCUCUUCUUCCUUCUCGCGUUUUCCAGUUCCCUCUGUCCGCGGCGGCGGCGCCGAGCAGGGUUUGUCUCCGCUGUCUCCUUUCACACGGAAGGUAGAUACCGCGACGUCUCUAGCAGCACAGCAGCUGCCAGACACUCUGAGGCAGCCGAGCUCCGAGGCAGCCUCGCGGGCGAGAGACGCAGCGCCUCUGCAGUCUUCCAUGGAGAUUUCAGAAGAGCGAAAGCCAGCAAAUGGCGCGGGCGGCGCCGCGAACCUGCCUGUCCCUCUGCAGGACUUCUCGGCCGCGGGGGCGGGCGCCGAGUUCUCUUCUGUCCAGGAGAACUGCUGCAUUUGUCUGGGCGAGUUCGUCGACGAGGAAGUCAUUCGCGAACUGCAUUGCUCCCACUUCUUCCACCAGCCCUGCAUCGAUAAAUGGCUACUGAAAAACAAACAAUGUCCACUCUGCUUGCGAAGCAUCGACGAAAAUUUCACGUCGGGUACGAAGGCGGCAGAGACCGGGCGUGUGUCGUAG